CAAAUUGUUAUUUGAAAUUUAAGAGAGGAAAAAUAGUUGCAAUUGGAGUUUUAGGCAUAAUUUAUAUCAGAAAUAAUUAUAUGUUUCUAUUUUCUAUGUAGCUUCAGAGCUCGGGGUUAUAUAUAAAGUCAGUGAACUUGGAUCCUUAGUUGUUUGGAAAACUUUUCUAAUAAAUUUGCUUGUUGGAUUUAUUUCAAUGGGUGACUACAAGCUACUCAAUAAGGAGUUAGUCGACGCUAAUAGAGAAUUAAAACAAACUAUUGCAACAUAUCAAAAUGAAUUGAUUUUAACGCGUGCGGAGUUAAUGGAGCAGCAUCGCAUACGCGUUGAGGGCGAGCGCGAAUAUCGUGAUCGCGUACUCUCAUUAGUAGCACAUAAUUUUAUGGCAUUAAUGCGUGAUAUCGAUGCCAACGUAAACGUACAAGAAUUUCUGGGUUGUAACAGUUGUGGACAAAACUCAAAUUACACCAAUGGUGUUAGUGCUAAAAGUGAUAGCGCCAGUUCCAGACGAAGAAGCACACAUCUUGUCAGAGAAUUUCGUCGUUCUAGUGCAGUGACCCGCCAAAAUAGUAUACAGUUGUCGCCAACACGACGACCAUACGAAAGUCAUGCUAUUAUUGAGCAAACUGAAACCAGUAAAUUAGAAGAAUCUGAAUCUGGUAGUGAUAUGGAUUUGGAAAACUCAAUAACUGAAGAUAAUGUUAUUGAUGUAGAACGAGAAGAGAGCUACGAAAAUGCAGAUUUGCAUUGUAUAAAGGAAGCCAGUGAAGAAGAAUGUGAAGAAAAUGAUGACGGUAAAAAGUGUACAGUAGUUUAUAAACGGAAUAGGCAACCAGUCAGAGAUGUAGCCAAUAUUCAUAUGGAGCAAAUCGAAAACAAAGGAUAUUAUGUCACAAAACGUGAAAAAGAGCGUAAUCGACGCAGUGACAAGGAAAAUUCUAUAGAAGUUCCACGUAAUGUGGAAGUUGAUGGCAUGGAAGUAGAGGAUGAUUUGAUUCAGGCAAUGAACCAAUCGUUACACGUUUCGGACAGCAAAAUAACAGAUAAUAAUGAUAAGUGGAAAGAAAUUAUUAAAGAAAAUUUUAAACGUCAUGUUGUAGUGAAAGUUAAACGGAUGCAUGAACCACAACCGGCAGUGGCACACUUUAACACUGAAGAGCACACACUUAUGCCAGAAUAUGAGAUUUCAGUCGAAAAAAUAAGAAAUGAUGAGCUAAGUUUGGGUAUAAGCCAAUUUUCUAUGGGUAAUUUCUUGGAAGCAUCCUGCAGUACGCCAUGUCAUGGGAUGAAAGCAGCAAUGGCAGAAGCAACGACUGAUGAAACCGAAUGCGAUGGCUCAUGCAGUGUGUCAUCACAGACAACAAGCCUAUGCGUGCGGCCAUCACGUAGAUGUGCGCCAACAACUUUAGCGGAACCUAGUUUAAGAGUAAAACUACGGAGCGACAGUGGCAAAAGGAAAGGAUCUACGAAGAAGCGUUAAAUAUUAUUUAGUUAUUAAAGAGUUAGGCAAGAUUCUUUUAAAAUAUUGUCAUAGUCAUUAGUUACACUCAUGAUACUGUUUAGUAUUUAUUUUUCAAGUAAUUUGUGUUAGCUGCAAUUGAAAUUCUGGGGAAAAUUUGUAAUAAUAAAGCCUAAAAUUACAUUCUUUAUUCUAAUAAUUGAGCAUUUCUGUAGGAGUACAGAGCUCCAUCAAGCAUAAAACAAAGUAAACUGAUUCUUUUCUUUAGCUUUUUAUCAUUGCUACAUAAAAUACAGUUAUUUUUAAGCGUGCACAAUCAAUAAACCAGCACCGUAUAUUUGUUGAGGCAGACUAGCAUUAUUUCUAGACGUAAAAAGGCGUUGGUUGAAAAUAUGUACAAGAGCAUAUGUACAAGGCAUGUUUCAAUUAAGUUUAUGUACUCUACAGAAAAAUAAUAAAAACGUUGAGUUUCUAAAAAUGAACUUUUUCAAUUAGUUUGACAUUAUAAAAAUAACAAGCGACGAAAUAAGUCGUUUGCUAGUAUUGAUCGUGGUUUAAAAGCACCAGUUGCUAAAUAAAGAAUACACUGAAUUUAUGUAUAACGGAGUUAAGAAAAGGAACCGUUGUAGUGGUACUAUUGUGCGAAAUUGUUGUUUCUUAUUCCUAUUAUCGGCACAAAUGAGAGUAGUAUAUUAUCGAAUUUAUUGCCAGUUAUACUGCCAUUACUUUGUUAUAAGUUUUAUACAUUAUACGAAUGCGAUUAAAAGUUUAAGUAGAAAAAGUUUUAAUUUGUAAUAAUAUUUAAAUUUCAUAAUCCACGAUUUAGGAAAUUUAAUACUGAAGUAAGAAGUUAUAUCAAAUUAAGCUUUUAACAUUUAUUUCUAUUCCAUCACAUGAGUUUAUAUGAUCUUGUGUCUGUUUAUACUUUGUUCCAAAAAUUUUUUGUUUGAUUCUGAAGAUAGGAAAACUAGCAGCUAUUGUAAUUCUCGGCAGGAUUUGCUCGGUGGUUAAAUAUAAAAUAAGUGAACUUGGAUUCUUUUUGGAGCAUUUUCUUAAUAACUUUGUUUGUUGGAUUUACAACAAUGGGCGACUACAAGCAACUCAAUAAGAAGUUAGUCGAUGACAACAGAGUAUUAAAACAAGCCAUUGCUGCAUAUCGAGAAGAAUUGGGUUUAAUACGUGCAGAAUUAUUGGAACAGCAUCGUAUACGUGUUGAAAGCGAACGCGCAUUUCGUGAUCGUGCGCUCUCGUUGGUAGCACACAAUUUUAUGGCAUCAGUGCGUGAUAUCGAUGCUAACAUUAAUGUGCCAGAAUUAGUAUAUAAUAGCAGUUAUGAAAAUUUAUGUUCAAGCUGUACCAAUGGCCCAAGUACUGAAAAUGAUAACAACAGCUGCAGGCAUAGAAGCACAAAUCUUGUUAGAGACUUUCACCGGUCAAGGGCGUAAUUUUCCUAUACAUGCAAUAUAUGUAAAUAUUUUUCUUGAAAUACAUAAGCCAAUUCUGAUAAUCAAAUGCAAUGUAAGAGAUGAAUAGCUUACAAUAUAGUAUUUAAUUUAUCAAAUAUUGGAAAUAUGUACGUUUUAUUUAUUUUUUCGGUGCGACGAUUUUAAUUAAGUUUGAAAAUUGUUUAAUAAAAAUUUCAUUUUGUUUUGAA
Bactrocera dorsalis (oriental fruit fly) is the source of this 3113-nucleotide messenger RNA. RefSeq lists its product as uncharacterized. Gene Ontology annotation, cellular component: nucleus; chromosome, centromeric region. Lineage: Eukaryota; Metazoa; Arthropoda; Insecta; Diptera; Tephritidae. Bases 197 to 1480 code for a protein of 427 amino acids. The record is from RefSeq and is a predicted model, not a curated record. Gene Ontology annotation, biological process: meiotic chromosome segregation. The transcript has 5 exons.